Molecule: messenger RNA, 914 nt
Organism: Fragaria vesca subsp. vesca
Lineage: Eukaryota; Viridiplantae; Streptophyta; Magnoliopsida; Rosales; Rosaceae
Exons: 9
Coding region: 45-914 (289 amino acids)
Source: RefSeq, a predicted model, not a curated record
CUCAGAGAUAGAGACUCAGAAACCCAACACAGCUUCACAUCACCAUGCAAGCUCACUGCUCCACACUCUCCCCUAUUUCCCUCGGAAACCCCAACCGCCGAUUCCCCAUCAUCUCCCGUCCUGCGCCUUUUAACGUUUAUCGAUCGAAUGGAGGUGCGGAUUCGUGGGUGGGGAGGAAAAAGAAUAGGGGAGUGACGGUUUCGGCUUCUGAGGAGCAGAGCUCAAAUUCUGAUUUGCCCAAGAGAAGAAAGAUUGUUGAACAUGUAUGUCUGCUUAAAUCGAAGAAGGAUUUAUCUGAUGAGGAAGAGAAGGUUAUGCUGGAUUAUCUUUAUACAACCCAGUAUCAAAUGAGAGGCAUUGUCGCGAUAUCAUUAGGACGCAUCGGUAACCAAAAUCCCGAAAAGUAUAGUUAUGCUUUCUACCUGCGUUUCCAGAGAAAAGAAGACCUUGUAAAGUUUUACCAGCAUCCUUUCUACUUGGGAGUUCUCAAGGAUCAUGUAUCGCCUUACUGCCAUGGAUUGCUAAAUGUAGAUUAUGAGUCUGAAGUAGAAGAUGAUAUCCUUCCUAUAUUCCGAAAAGGAGAGGAAUUCAACUUUGGGGUAGAGUUUGUGCUGCUGAUUUCCUUCAUCAAUAAUGCAUCUGAUCAUGCUGAAGAUGCAUUGGUUUCUUUGGAAGGGCUGCUGAUGGGAUUCCCAUCCUUGAUUGUCCAAUCUACUCAGGGUAUGAAUUUUAACCCCAGCAGCAAGGAGUAUACACACGGAGUGGUUAUCAGAUUCCGGUCAUUUGACGCUUUCGAGAUAUUUAUCGGAAGCUCAGAAUACAAAGAUUUAUGGAAGUCAAAGUUCGAGAACAUCACUCAGAAAACACUUUCUGUUCAUUUUCUAAUUCAACCAGUGGGUAGUGAGAUCAUGUAG